Messenger RNA from Achroia grisella, 4104 nucleotides. RefSeq names its product ATP-binding cassette subfamily C member 4-like. The coding region runs from base 1 to 4068 and encodes 1355 amino acids. NCBI's taxonomy places the organism in Eukaryota, Metazoa, Arthropoda, Insecta, Lepidoptera, Pyralidae. Gene Ontology annotation, biological process: transmembrane transport. The transcript is spliced from 24 exons. Gene Ontology annotation, cellular component: membrane. The record is from RefSeq and is a predicted model, not a curated record. Gene Ontology annotation, molecular function: ABC-type transporter activity; ATP binding; ATP hydrolysis activity.
AUGGAUUCAAAGAUUAUACUGAAAGAAAAAAAUCCAAACGAAGAAGCUAACUUUAUCUCUAAAUUAUUUGUCACAUGGACAAUUAAUUUAUUUAAAAAAGGAUAUAAAAAUGGAGUCAAUAUAGAAGACAUAUGGCAAACUCGACAGAGGGAUCUCUCAGGGCAGCUGACUGAUCGACUGGAGGUCGCUUGGGAAAAUGAAUUGUACAAAGCCAAAAGCACUAAGAACUACAAACCGUCGCUGUUUAAAGCUAUCGCGCGUACAUUUUGGCUUGAAUAUAUGCUAUCUGGAAUUAUUGUUGGAUUUGCCUUCAUUGUGGUCUUCCCGUUAAUUCCAUAUACGCUGGGAUUCUUUAUAGAAUAUUUUGCUGGACCAAGAACAUCUGAAAAUUAUAAAAAUGCUCAUAUUUAUGUAUUUUUCAUAAAUGUGCUUAGUGUUGGCACAUUGUUGUUAUUUAACCAUGGUAUGUUAAAUCAAAGCUGUACGGGGAUGAGAGUUAGGAUAGCUUGCUGUUCACUGGUAUAUAGGAAGAUAUUAAAACUCAAUUAUAGUGGAUUAAACAAGACUGGGCCUGGACACGUAAUAAACUUGAUGUCUAAUGAUGUAAAUCGGUUCGAUGUAGCUGUGAUAUAUUUACAUUUUGCAUGGGUAGCGCCUAUAGUAGCGACCUUUGUCACUUAUCUUGUAUGGAAGCUAGUAUCUUGGGCUACGUUAGCUGGCAUAGCAGUUAUGUUUCUCCAGACUGUAGUUGUACAAGUUUAUUUAAGCAAGUUACAAGGAAGUUUACGUGGUAAAAUUGCAAGACGUACUGAUGAAAGGGUGAAGGUGAUGAACGAACUUGUUAGUGGUAUACAAGUAAUCAAAAUGUACUCGUGGGAGGUGCCAUUCCAGAAGGUUGUUGAUAAAUUGCGCAAGCUCGAAGUGAAAUUGAUACUGCGCACGUCAAUGAUCAAAGGAUUCUCGUCAGCACUGGGUGUGUUCACGGAGCGGUUUAUAUUGUACGCCACUGUGCUAACCUUCGUGUGUAUGGGAGGUGACAUAUACUCGGCCAUAACAUUUGCACUAGUGCAAUACUUCAACCUUUUACAACUUACAUGCAACAUCCUAUUUCCAAUGGCAAUGUCUUUUUUUGCUGAAGCAAGAGUUUCUAUAAAGCGACUUGAGGAGUUCUUAACCCUCGAUGAAAUUGAGUUGACUAGCGUAAUAAAUAGUGAAGAAUAUACGAACAGUACGAAGCUUAUUACAAAUGAUACCAAUAACCACGACAAUAAAAUUUAUAAUGAGAAGCAAAAGAUGGUGAUUUCAGAAGUGACAGCCAGCUGGCAACAAGAUUGCAUUACAUUAAAAAAUAUUUCGCUAUCUGCUGCUCCUGGAGAGUUCGUUGGUGUUGCUGGGCUGGUGGGAUCUGGUAAGUCGUCACUUCUCCAACUGAUAUUGGGCGAGUUAGUGCCAUAUAAGGGCACGGUGUCGCUGGGCGGCGCCCGAGUUGCAUAUGCAAGUCAGGAACCAUGGCUAUUUGUCGCUACAGUGCGACAAAAUAUUCUAUUUGGGUUGCCAUACGACCCCGUCAGGUAUAAAAAGGUGGUGACAGCGUGUGCUCUGCUGCGAGACUUCGAGCAGUUGCCGUCCGGUGACGGGACUCUGGUGGGGGAGCGCGGCGCCAGUCUCAGCGGUGGACAGCGGGCGCGCAUCGGACUCGCUAGAGCCUGCUACAGACAGGCAGAUAUAUAUCUACUAGACGAUCCAUUAUCAGCAGUGGACGCUCAUGUGGGCAAGCACCUGGUGUCCGAAUGUUUGUUAGGCUUACUGCAGCACUCCACGCGCAUCCUCGUCACCCACCAACUACACCAUCUCAAGAGCGCGGACAAAGUAAUCAUACUGCAUAAAGGUACAAUUGACAGUCAAGGCAGCUUUGAGGAAGUGUCGCGGACGCCAUUUUUUGCGGAGUUGCUACAAGAAGUUGUUGCAAUGGACGAUGUAUCACCAGUACAGCUACAACGUACCACGUCCAUUGUUUCACAUGUCAGCAAUAAAGAGACACCAGACGCAACACCGAGAGAGACCGAAAAUGAGGACUCUCAGGAAACAGAUGAAAUGAUUAGCAAAGGUCGCGUGGCUGGAUCAGUGUAUACAAAAUACUUCGGCGCCGGAAAUAGUUGGUGUACAUUAUUACUCACUUUUGUGGUCAUCAUUAUGGCACAACUUGUUACGUCAGCUGGUGACCUCUGGCUCACACAUUGGAUGAAUUCUAUAGAUGAAUUGAAGUCAGCCAAGACCCAAGAUAUGAAUAAUACUGAAAGUGAUAUUAACACAAUAGAUAUCUAUAACGAUACAGAAUCAUUUAAUAACAACUUAACUAGUUCAAUAAACUCAACAGAUAUACUUGCCACAAAUAUAACCAAUUCAGAUUUUUCUUCUAAUCCAAAUAUUCAUCAAAUGUACAUUAAUAUAUGGACCAUAUGUAUAUUCGGAUGUAUAGGAUUUACUGCUGGCAGAGCCGUUAUAUUUUUGUGGGUAUGUAUGCGGAACUCAAUAAAACUGCACAAACAAAUGUUCGGCAAUAUACUAGCAGCGACCAUGCGUUUCUUCGACACCAACCCGUCGGGUCGCAUUCUCAAUCGGUUUUCUAAGGAUAUGGGGAUCAUGGAUGAGAUCUUACCCCGUUUGAUGUUAGAUACCAUUCAGGUGUGCAUGGUCAUGACUGGGAUUCUAGUAAUGGUGGCAAUAGUGAACCCCUGCAUGUUGCUAACAACAGUCGUCUGUGCUGUUCUCAUGUACUUUCUGACCAUUUUCUAUUUAAACUCCGCACAAUCUAUAAAAAGAGUUGAGGCUGUCUCUCGAAGUCCGGUGUUUUCCCACGUGUCAGCAAGCAUGGCGGGUCUGGCGACGGUACGUGCUUGCGGUGCUCAAGAAAUACUACGACGACAGUUCGACGAUAAGCAAGACGUACACACAGCCGCUUGGUACUUAACAUUAACAACUAACGCAGCUUUUUCAAUUUGGUUAAGCGUCGUGUCAGCUGUCUAUGUAAUAGUGGCCUCCUACAUAUUUCUCCUAUUGGACGGUGAUGGAAAUUACAAAUCUGGCAAUGUAGGCUUAGCUAUAAGUCAAGGGUUGAUUCUGGUAAAUAUGGUACAACUCGGCAUAAAACAAGCAACGGAUGUAAUAUCUCAAAUGACGAGCGUGGAGCGCGUCUUACAAUUUACCUCGCUGCCACAGGAGCAAAUCGCCGGCCCUACGCCGCCCGCAAGCUGGCCGCAAAGGGCCAGGCUUGUUUUCAAAGAUCUCUACUUGAGAUAUGAUGAGGAAGCCGAACCAGUACUAAAGAAUUUAAAUGUCGUCAUUGAAAGUGGUUGGAAGGUAGGUGUUGUGGGGCGCACAGGCGCGGGCAAGUCGUCCCUGAUAUCGGCGCUGUUCCGGCUCGCGCCCAUCGACGGCCACGUGUUCAUAGACGACAUCGACACCGGCGACAUCGCCCUCAAGUCACUUCGGUCCAAAAUAUCCAUUAUUCCUCAGGAGCCAGUGCUUUUUUCUGCUUCAUUGCGAUAUAACAUGGAUCCUUUUGAUAAAUACUCGGAUUCUGAUAUAUGGAAUGCACUAGAGCAGGUGGAAUUAAAGAGCAGCAUUAAUUCGCUGUCGGCGAAUGUGGCUUCAGGAGGUAACAACUUCAGCGCCGGCCAACGGCAGCUGCUGUGUUUAGCACGCGCCGCGCUCGCUCAUAACAAACUGCUUGUACUUGAUGAGGCAACCGCCAACGUCGACCCCAACACUGACGCCUUGAUUCAAAAAUCUAUAAGGAAACACUUCAGCGAGUGUACGGUGGUCACAGUAGCACACCGUCUGCACACAAUCGCGGAUUCUGAUCGCGUCAUUGUGAUGGAAGCUGGUCAAAUAGUAGAGUGUGGACACCCACAUGAGUUACUACAGAAUUCAAAAGGUCACUUUUAUAGUAUGGUCAGCCAACUAGGGCCUGCCUCAGAACAAAAACUGUGUGAACUAGCAAGAAAUGCUUAUGCAGAACAUGUGAAAAAUUAUAACUCCAGUGAUGCAGCAAAUUUAAAUAGAUAAUUGCUAAUAAAUCCCAGUUAUAUGGACAGAAUAGUA